AUGGUUAGAAAGACAACUCAAGGAAACGCUUUUCUUUCUGGACAAUUAACAAAUUACCAGUUAAUGGUAUUAGAUGACAACCAUACUGUAUUAACAAUUUCCAUGGCUUAUUCUGGUUGCAGUUGUCAUUUGUCAAGUACAUGUGUCGAACAACUUUCCAUCUAUGAUAAUUCUACUAACAUAAGAUUAUUCGAUGUACCAGGUUUCUAUACAGGAUGCUAUGUAAUUGAAGCAUUACUACAAUCUACUCUUCAGUGCUUUUAUGAUCAAAACUGUAUAGAUGAACUACAACUUUACUUAACAACUGCUUCGCCAAUGAAUGCAACAGCUCUUGAUCCAUCUUUAUCAAGUCAAUAUUCUGAAAAUUCCACCAUCGAACAUCUCCUUCAAAGUUUAAUGAUUGAAGAUUGGAAUUCAACGCAACUAUAUGAUCGAUACUAUAAUGAAUGUCAACCUAUACAAUGCACUUAUACUGUUGAGACAAGGAAUAGCGUAAUUUACAUAAUUACUACAAUGUUUGGUAUUGUUGGUGGUCUCAUGACAGUUCUAAGAUGCGUUGUACCACGAGUUGUCAAUCUCGUGAGAAAGAAGAGAAGUCAAUUACCACGAUCACCUUUUGGACUUGUACUGCAUACCUAUGUUUGCCGUUUGUUUCCAACACUUAAAAACUAUUGUUUAACAUUCAAUGUGUUUAAAUCUGUACCACCUUCAACUGAUGAACAUGAACUUAAAAAUCAACUAAUAUCAACAAGAAUAUUUAUUGUAUUGCUCAUCUUAUCAUUAACAAUUCUUCUCUUAUAUACAUCAUUAGCCAACAUUACAAAAACUAUCAAUGUUCCUAAACCUACUCUUACAAAAUAUGAACAAUUAUAUUCUAAGUAUUCACAAACUCUAAUAUGUCCAUGUAAACAAAUAUCAAUCAAUUAUGAAAAAUUUCUUUCUAUUGAAUAUACAUUUCAUCAAGUGUGUAAUAGUUUUUUUAUUACCGACGAUUGGAUUUCAUAUAUUGGGAUGUCAUAUGAAGCUACAUUCGCUAAUAUUAACUUCCAGUGGACAAGUCCAAAUGCAUUUCAAGCUUUAGGUGCAUUUUGUGAAUUAGUUGAAAGUACAAUUAAUAAUAGUCUGAUUCAAUUUAAUUCAAGCCAAUAUAUUACUGCAUCUGUCGCAUCAUCAGAAUUAUUUCAGUUACAAGCUCGAUCAUUCGUUAAACAGUUUAUAUCAUCAACAACAAAUACUUUUGUGUUAUCUCUUAAUACCAUCCGAAACUCAACUCACGGAGAUGGUUUACUGUCGGGCUUAUUGACAAAUUACAAAAUAACUGUAGGUACAUCCGUAUCUAAUGAACCUAUUGUUCUCGGCGCUCCAGUAGAUUACUCUAAGUGUGGUUGUAUUUCAUCAAGUACAUGUAUCGCACAGUCUUCCUUUUUGAAUAGUCUGUCUAACAAGGAUAGUUUUGAUGUACCAGGUUUUUAUACAGGAUGUUAUGUGAUUGAAGCAUUACUACAAUCUACUCUUCAGUGCUUUUAUGAUCAAACCUGUAUAGAUAAUUUACAAAUUUAUUUGUCACCACCUGUCCUGAUGGAUGUGACAGCUCUUGACUCAUUAUUACCAAGUCAAUAUUCUGAAAACUCAACAAUUGAAUAUCUUCUUAAUAAUUUAAUGAUUGAAGAAUGGAAUUCAACACAAUUAUACGAUCAAUACUAUAAUGAAUGUCAACCUAUAGAAUGUACUUAUACUAUUGAAACAAGAAAUAGCGUAAUUUACAUUAUUACCACUAUUUUUGGUAUUAUUGGUGGUCUCAUAACAGUUCUAAGAUGCGUUGUACCACAAGUAGUCAAGUUUGUGAGAAAGAAGAAAGACUUAACACAACCACGCAUCGCGAUGGCUAAAAAGGAACGGGCUAUGAUAUUGUGGCGAAAAUGCAUAAUUUUCUUGUUCAAUUUUAAUUUAUUUCCAUCUGUACCACCUUCAACUGAUGAGCAUAAACUUCGAACUCAACGAAUAUCAACAAGAUUAUAUAUUUUAUUACUUAUCCUAUCAUCAAUGAUUCUUCUUUUAUACACUUCAUUAGAAAAUGUUACAAUGACUGUUAAUAUCGCAGCACCUACUCUCACAAAAUAUGAACAAUUAUAUUCUAUAUAUUCACAAACUCUUACAUGCCCAUGUAAAAAUAUAUCAACCAACUAUGAAAAAUUUCUUUCUAUUGAAUAUACAUUUCAUCAAGUAUGCACCAGUUUUUUUAUUACCGACGAUUGGAUUUCAUAUAUUAAUAUAGGUCGUGUAGGUUAUUAUGUUACCGGCGACUUUCGAAUAACAGGUCCGUAUCAGUUUGAAGCAUUACGUGCAUUUUGUGAACUAAUUAACAGUUUCUAUGUAGGAUGUUAUACGACUGAAGCAUUGCUUCGAUCUACUCUCGAGUGCUUUUAUAAUCAAACCUGUAUAGAUCAAUUACAAUAUUAUUUGUCACCACCUGUUCCGAAGAAUGUGACAGCUCUUGAUUCAUCUUUACCAAGUCAAUAUUCUGAAGAUUCAACAAUUGAAGAUCUUCUUAAUAAUUUAAUGAUUGAAGAAUGGAAUUCAACACAAAUAUAUGAUCGAUAUUAUGAUGAAUGUCAACCUAUAGAAUGCACUUAUACUAUUAAUACAAAAAAUAAUAUACUUUAUGUUAUCACAACAUUAAUUGGUAUAAUUGGUGGAUUGACAAGAGUUUCAAAAAUUCUCGUCCCAAUAUUAGUUAAAAUCAUUGUAUAUUGCUUUCGAAAAUGGAGAAACAGAGUUGUUCCACAAAUAUCAAUUAUUCAAACAUAA
Adineta steineri is the source of this 2808-nucleotide messenger RNA. Lineage: Eukaryota; Metazoa; Rotifera; Eurotatoria; Adinetida; Adinetidae. The record is from the annotation of a GenBank genome assembly.